This is a messenger RNA of Helianthus annuus (common sunflower), 837 nucleotides long. Its product is annotated as non-symbiotic hemoglobin 2. NCBI's taxonomy places the organism in Eukaryota, Viridiplantae, Streptophyta, Magnoliopsida, Asterales, Asteraceae. The transcript has 4 exons. The record is from RefSeq and is a predicted model, not a curated record. Bases 153 to 677 code for a protein of 174 amino acids. Gene Ontology annotation, molecular function: oxygen binding; heme binding.
AAAAGACCACAGUAUUUUAAGUUUAACCAUUUCUCCACAUUCACCAAUUUGCAACCUUAUCCCUUUAACCACAUUAUUGACAUAUAAUUCACACCCAAUAUAUAUACAUACACAUACACAUAUAUCUCUAUAAUUGUGUGAGUGGGAGAGAGAUGGGUUUCAGUGAGAAGCAAGAAGAACUAGUGAAGGAGUCAUGGGAGAUAAUGAAGGAAGACAUUCCUGCCCUCAGCAUCCAUUUCUUUACACAGAUACUGGAGAUAGCACCUGCUGCAAAGGGAUUGUUUUCUUUUCUGAAAGACACAGAUGAAAUUCCCCAAAAUAACCCCAAGCUCAAGGCCCAUGCUGUCAAAGUUUUCAAGAUGACAUGUGAGUCAGCAAUUCAACUGAGGGAGAAAGGAGAAGUUGUGGUUAAUGAUUCUACACUCAAAUAUUUGGGAUCUGUUCAUCUUCAAAAAGGAGUUGUUGGUCCUCACUUUGAGGUGGUGAAGGAGGGAUUGCUAAGGACAGUAGAGAAGGGAGUUGGAGAAAAAUGGAGUGAAGAAAUGAAGGGUGCUUGGGCUGAAGCUUAUGAUCAGUUGGCUGCUGCUCUUCAAGCUGAAAUGAACAAAGAGGCUGCAGAAAUCAACAACAACAAAGAGACUGCUGAAAAAGAUGUUGCUGCAGAAAUUCACUCUUAAUUCAUUUCAAGAAUCAUAAUAAUACAAAUUCCGGGAAUAAAAUAAGAACAAAGCAAAACUAUUGGGAAUCGAACCCAGACCCACAUGUGUAACGUCGAAAAGUCUAUUAAUAACAGUUAACAGUUUUGUUCUUUUAAUAUUUCAAAAACUGAAACGACUA